Molecule: messenger RNA, 1161 nt
Organism: Arachis duranensis
Lineage: Eukaryota; Viridiplantae; Streptophyta; Magnoliopsida; Fabales; Fabaceae
Exons: 11
Coding region: 1-1161 (386 amino acids)
Biological process (GO): P-body assembly; cytoplasmic stress granule assembly
Cellular component (GO): cytoplasmic stress granule; P-body
Molecular function (GO): RNA helicase activity; ATP binding; mRNA binding
Source: RefSeq, a predicted model, not a curated record
AUGGGUAAGCCACUUAAGGAUCUAACAGCAACUAAAAGAAAGGAAUUUGAGGAUUAUUUUUUGAUGCGAGAGUUGCUCAUGGGAAUAUAUGAGAAGGUUUUUGAAAGGCCUUCUCCUAUCCAAGAAGAAAGCAUUCCAAUUGCUCUUACUGGUAGUGACAUUCUUGAAAUGGCUAAAAGUGGGACAGGCAAAAAAGCUGCAUUUUGCAUUCCUACAUUGGAAAAAAUUGACCAGGAUAAUAAUGUUGAUAAGCUUUUGUCCCCAGAAGUCCAACCUUCUAUAGUUGUUAUUAAUUUUUAUUUUCCCAAGAAUUUAGAAACUUAUCUCCACAGGGUCGGUCGCUCAGGGUGGUUUGGGCAUAUUGGUUUAGCAGUUAACUUGAUCACUUAUUGCGACCACUUUAAUUUGAUUGAACAAGAAUUUGGAAUUAAAAUAAAGCAAAUUCCACCAUACAUUGACCAGAUUAUUCGUGAAGUGUAUUGUGGAGCUUUCCAUUUGGUUCCUUUAUCCGAUGAAGGCCUUGAUCUAACAGCAACUAAAAGAAAGGAAUUUGAGGAUUAUUUUUUGAUGCGAGAGUUGCUCAUGGGAAUAUAUGAGAAGGUUUUUGAAAGGCCUUCUCCUAUCCAAGAAGAAAGCAUUCCAAUUGCUCUUACUGGUAGUGACAUUCUUGAAAGGGCUAAAAGUGGGACAGGCAAAAAAGCUGCAUUUUGCAUUCCUACAUUGGAAAAAAUUGACCAGGAUAAUAAUGUUAUUCAAGAUAUACAGGUCGGUCGCUCAGGGUGGUUUGGGCAUUUUGGUUUAGCAGUUAACUUGAUCACCUAUUGGGACCACUUUAAUUUGAUUGAACAAGAAUUAGGAAUUGAAAUAAAGCAAAUUCCACCAUAUAUUGACCAGAUUAUUCGUGAAGUGUAUUGUGGAGCUUUCCAUUUGGUUCCUUUAUCCGAUGAAGGCCUUGUACAAGCUUUGGGUGAUUCAAUGACAUUUCUUAAUUCGCUUCCUAGAAAUUCAUUUUUGUUUAUGUUUGUAAAUUUCAUGUACACUGUCGUUGCAUGUUACCUCACUAGGAAUUCUCUAUACUCUGACAUAGAGAGUUCCAUAUUUUCUUGUCUUCUGUCUGUUUAUGAGCAGGAACAGGGACAAGGAACCUCUGUUAGACUUUGA